Messenger RNA from Hyposmocoma kahamanoa, 2686 nucleotides. It is a transcript of the gene Nhe3, whose product is annotated as sodium/hydrogen exchanger 9. Gene Ontology annotation, biological process: regulation of pH; sodium ion transport; proton transmembrane transport. The transcript has 17 exons. Bases 125 to 2221 code for a protein of 698 amino acids. NCBI's taxonomy places the organism in Eukaryota, Metazoa, Arthropoda, Insecta, Lepidoptera, Cosmopterigidae. Gene Ontology annotation, cellular component: membrane; recycling endosome. Gene Ontology annotation, molecular function: sodium:proton antiporter activity. The record is from RefSeq and is a predicted model, not a curated record.
UAUUUACGCGUUUAUCAGUACAAAUUACCUAUGCCAUAAAUCUAUAGAUUAAACUGAGCGUUUUUGUCAAAAUGCAGUUUUAGAUAAAGUGUGAUGUGGUAGUAGUUCCAUUGCAAACAAAAUCAUGAACAAAUUCUAUGGUUCUAUUGGUUUCCUGCUUUGUUUGCUAGUGUUAUGUCAGGGUUCCGGCACGGAUAUAGCACUAGACGCGAAAGCAACCUUGCUACACCGUAUCGAUAGCUUGAACCUUUUAAUUUAUACCUGUCUUUUGACCCUAACUGUUCUUACAAUCUGGGUCUUCAAACAUCGACGAGUGAGCUGGCUUCACGAAACUGGCUUAGCUGUGAUUUAUGGACUGAUAGUAGGAGCAAUAAUUCGCUAUGCAGGCAAAACAAAUCAAGUUACAUACCUUGAUGCACACCCUGCACCAGACACAAAGUACAACCUGUCCGUGCCACCUGAUAUAUUACGGUUCCAUUUCCCAGAUAAAAUUCAAAUCAAUUCUGGAGAUGCUCCAGUACCAAAUAAAACAUAUGCAUAUAGCUUUAGAGGCGAAAUAGUUAAUUUAGAACAAAAUGAAAUAGAUCUUAAAGCAACAUUUGAUCCAGAAAUAUUUUUUAACAUUAUUUUGCCUCCCAUUAUUUUCCAUGCGGGAUAUUGUUUAAAAAGGAAAUACUUCUUUCGAAAUCUCGGUGCGAUCUUGACAUUUGCAAUGGUGGGCACAGCUUUAUCGGCAUUGGUCAUCGGUUCUCUUAUGUACGGUUGUGUGCAACUUAUGCCGGCGUCUCUGGCCGCAAGUUUCACCUUCCUGGACACCCUUUAUUUUGGAGCUCUCAUUUCUCCCACGGAUCCACUGACUGUACUCGCCAUAUUCUCGCAAUUAAAGGUGGAUGUAAACCUAUACGCCAUGAUAUUCGGAGAGAGCGUCCUAAACGACGCAGUGGCUUUGGUGCUAAGCGGUGCGAUACAAAACUAUGAGAAGAGAUACUCAAACGAUGGCGGAUUUGAGAUCACAGCGUUCUUAGGCGCUAUUGGAGACUUUAUUGGGAUCUUCAGCCUUUCCCUGCUGAUUGGUGCUUUGAUGGGCUGCUUUACUGCAUUGAUGACGAAGUUCACCCACGUGCGUGAGUGGCCGUUACUGGAGUCUGCGCUUUUUGUCCUUAUGUCGUAUGCUGCUUUUCUCAUCGCAGAAGUCUGCGAGUUGACAGGCGUGGUUGCGGUGCUAUUCUGCGGUAUAUGCCAAGCGCACUACACAUACAACAAUCUAUCAUCCGACUCUAGGAACCGGACCAAACAGCUAUUUGAACUGCUCAACUUUUUGGCUGAGAAUUUCAUAUUCACCUACAUCGGGGUCUCCAUGUUCACGUUCCCGAAACAUCAUUUCGACCCUUGGUUUAUUAUAGCUGGAUUUAUAACAUCUACCCUUGGUCGAGCGGUGAACAUCUAUCCAUUAUCGUUCCUCUUAAAUCUCGGAAGGAAACCACCGAUACCAAUGAAUUUUCAACACAUGCUGUUCUUUGCGGGUCUUCGAGGUGCGAUGUCUUUCGCGCUAGCAAUACGCAAUACGGUGUCUGAGGCGCGACAGGCUAUGCUGACAACGACUUCUCUUAUUGUCAUCGCCACUGUCAUACUGCAAGGCGGAGCUGCUACGCAUGCGUUGGCUUAUUUGCGUAUACCUACGGGACAAGGACAAAAUGAUGAGAAUGAAACGUUGCCGUAUCGAGAUGUUCGAAGUCUGUACCAGGCCACGGACUCUGGCGGAGCGCCAGCGGACAUAGGCUUUGGCCUCCGAAAUAUGGACCCAACACAACCUACCGGCUGUGACAGAGCAGCAAGUGGCCGCAUGGUAGUUAAAUGGGGCAAAGGCGACAAUGGAGUGAUUAUGCCUUGGCAACUUGACUAUAUGGAAAGUACACCCCGCGGCGGUGGCGACGGCAACACGGGGGAGAAGGCCCGUCUAGCCCGUCUGUGGGGCGCAGUAGACUCCAGACUCCUUAAGCCACUGCUGACCCAUGCACGGCCUCCUCUCACAGAGACUCUGCCUAGCUUCAUGGCACCCGUCGCGCGAUUAUUGACGACUACACACCAGUAUACGCAAGGGGACAGCACUUUACGCAGGGCAGAUUCCGAUUCCGACCUAUGCAUCGAUGAAAAUGCAGUGCCUACUAGUAUCGAUCCACAGCUAUCAGUUAAUUCUCGGAACGGAUAUGGGCAUGUCUAAGCUUUGUAGCAUUAGUGACCAUCGGCUGUGAUCUAGGUGUAAUAUAGAGGAUUAAAUUAAUAGGAAAAUUGUUUUUUUUUUUUAAUUGCACGCAGCAAAUAUGGCCUGGAUUAGUGGACACACGGAUCUCAGUAGAAGGUAUCACUGGAAGUAAUAUCUAGAUUUAGAUUAAUGACGUAGUUUUGAUAUUCCAGAGUGCCACAUUUUGAUGUGAUUAUUCACAAUCUAUUUGUGAACGUCUGACCAGAAAUCAUUUGUAAAAGAUCAUAAAUGUAAAGACAUAACUAUAAAUAAAAGCCAUAAUGAAUAUAUUUGAAUAAAUAAAGUAUGCACCUUUAUAUUUCCGGCUUCAACUUUUUAAAUUGGUAAUUGUAAAGAAUCGCAGGAAAGUACGUUAAAAACGUUGUUUUUGCUAAUUAAACAUUUCAGCGCGCUUCUCUUAAUUAUACUGAUUGUUGUAAAACG